Molecule: messenger RNA, 1621 nt
Organism: Oenanthe melanoleuca
Lineage: Eukaryota; Metazoa; Chordata; Aves; Passeriformes; Muscicapidae
Gene: FEZF2
Product: FEZ family zinc finger 2
Cellular component (GO): nucleus
Source: RefSeq, a predicted model, not a curated record
AUGGCGAGCCCGGGGUCGCUGGAGACGGUCAUGCCUUCCUCCUGCCCCCGGCACGACGGCAGAGCCGCCACCGCUAACCCCUCCAAGACCCUGGCCUUCUCCAUCGAGCGGAUCAUGGCAAAGACGUCGGAGCCCAAGCCGGCCUUCGAGGAGCGGCACGGCGGGCCGGGGCCGGAGCCGGGCAAGAAGCCGCUGAGCCUGUGCUCGCCCCUGCCCUGCGUGAUCCCCAUCCCGCCGCUGGGCUACGAGCUGCCCUCCAAGACUCUCAACUACUCGGAGCUGUGGAAGAGCAGCCUGCGGGGCGGUGCGGGGCUCUGCAAAGCCAACUGCGGCGUGUGCUGCAAGGCAGAGCUCGCCCUGGGCCAGCCCAGCGGCCGGCUCAUCAAGCCGCAGGUCAUCCACCAGGCAGGGGCCGUUCCGGCCGCCCCCCGCUCCCUCUACUACUUCAACUACCUGGACGCCGCGUACCACCCGGCCGACCUCCUGCACGGACAGCUCUUCCCGGCCGGCCUGCUGGGCGCCCCGCCGCCGGGGGGGCUCUCGGCCCACCAGAAGCUUUUCCUCCUGGAGAAUGCCAAGCUGGCGGGGCUGGCGGCCGAGAAGCUGCCGCCGCCGCCUCCCUUCGCCCACAAGGAGCGGCUGCCGGGACACCUGGACCAGGUGAUGAAGGAGGCGGCGGCGGCGGAGCGCGGCGGCCCCCCCAAGGGCCACGCCAAGAUGGGGGGCGGCGGCGGCGGGGCGGCGGAGGGCAAGCCCAAAAACUUCACCUGCGAGGUCUGCGGCAAGGUGUUCAACGCGCACUACAACCUCACCCGCCACAUGCCGGUGCACACGGGGGCCCGGCCUUUCGUCUGCAAGGUCUGCGGGAAGGGCUUCCGCCAGGCCAGCACCCUGUGCCGGCACAAAAUCAUCCACACCCAGGAGAAACCCCACAAGUGCAACCAGUGCGGAAAGGCGUUCAACAGGAGCUCCACGCUCAACACCCACAUCCGCAUCCACGCCGGCUACAAGCCCUUCGUCUGCGAGUUCUGCGGCAAGGGCUUCCACCAGAAAGGCAACUACAAGAACCACAAGCUGACCCACAGCGGAGAGAAGCAGUACAAGUGCACCAUUUGCAACAAAGCCUUCCACCAGAUCUAUAACUUGACUUUCCACAUGCACACCCACAAUGACAAGAAGCCCUUUACGUGUGUCACUUGCGGGAAAGGAUUUUGCAGAAACUUUGAUUUAAAGAAGCACGUCCGAAAGUUGCACGACAGCGUCUCCAGCGCUCCUCCGCCGCGGGACCCUGGGCGCAGCGGGCAGAGCUAAGGGCCCGGCGCCGCCACACUCGGACCUGCUCCACCAGGCCAGCACUAUUUAUCCAAACCAGCCUUCGCUUCUCUGUCCUUUUCCCAGCGAGCUCAGCCGCCGGUAGCAAGCGACCCCGAGCCGCAGUUGUAUAUAAGAGGAAUCUUAUUUAAUGGCGCGUUGCGCCGCCGGAGCGGGCCAGGACGGGCCGGGCUGGCCGCCCCCCGCCCGGCGCCAGGACAGCGCUCUUUAUACGUGUCUGUAAAUCUCCAUUUUAAAUGUACGCUCGAAUAAGUGAGGAAUAUAUCUAUAUCUAUAUCUAUCAUGGGAC